AAAAAAAAAAAAAAAAAAAAGAUUAUUGUUCGGGAUAUGAAAUUCUCGACUUACUUUGUUGGACUUGAAGAGGCAGUCUGCGUUUUCGGCUCCCGUUCUUCUUUCCUUAUGUCUAUUUUCUUUUUUUUUUAUCUUUCUUAUUUCCCUCCAUAUUUCCCUUCUUUUUUAAUUUUUUUCCCUUCCCUCAGAUUCCAAUAUGCAGUCCGUGCUUGUGCAUACUAAGGUACAUAUGUAUGUAAUCGGCAAGCCACAAAGGUCCGCCAAUCGACACACUACCUUAUGUAUCACUUUUCUGUCAUUUCGGGAAUCCCCAAAAACAAAGAAAAAGAAAUAGAAAACAAGUAUACUCAACUCAGAGAAAGCUAGCCUUACACAAUCACAAUCCUUUAAAGUAUACAAUUACAUAUAUUACCUACUUGAUCCGUACUUCUGUCCGAUCACCGACUAGUGGGGCCUAAAUUCGCCGCAGCUCACAAACCCUGGUCACGGAUGCAAGGGUCUACGUGGAUACAUGGAUAUCAGAUUCCUUCGCCCGUUGAGGAGGGUUUUGUGGAGAUUUACAAUGCAUGGUAGUCGACCUUUGGUUGGAGUACCUGGGAUUAUGUAGGACGUAAGGGUGAUUCUGACCCUUGGCUUUUCCAGGAUUUUUUUUUUUUCAAUGCUGUUGUUGUUGGUUGAUUUUUACAGGUCUUUGUUUUGAUAACGUAGGAGUACUAUGUCAUCCAGCAUUCUAUUUUGUUUUCUUCAUUGGCACUUUAGCACUACUGAUUGAGUAGGCUACACUUGGAUGAAUGUCCUAGUUUAGAUAAUUAGAUAUGCAGUAAGUUAA
This is a messenger RNA of Aspergillus pseudotamarii, 829 nucleotides long. RefSeq lists its product as uncharacterized. The record is from RefSeq and is a predicted model, not a curated record. The coding region runs from base 37 to 222 and encodes 61 amino acids. The transcript has a single exon. Lineage: Eukaryota; Fungi; Ascomycota; Eurotiomycetes; Eurotiales; Aspergillaceae.